GAAGCAAGUGUUGCGCUUCUUUCCUCAGGAACCCACCUACGAGCCGGUGGAAGAACAGCGCGGUUCGCUCGAGGAAACCCAUCGAAUACUUCAGGAGAUCGAAAAAAUCAAUAUCGCAAUGGGCUACAAAAAGAAGCAGGACGUGGCAUUUCCUCGUACACAAGGCUACAACGAAGGCUACUUUUAUCCCCGGCCAGUAUAUCAACCACUAAAUCUUCGCACCACCGCAAAUCCGGGCCCACUGUUCAAGCAGUUUAACGGGCAAGAGCUGACCGCUGAUCCAUUUCAGGCUCAGUCCUACUACUAUCCGGCUCCAUACCUGCACCUCCCGAUGCCCGAUGUUCCCCGAUCGUUCCAGCAGUUGAAGUUGAAGAAGAACAAGAAACUGCGACCGAAGAUUUAUGUUUUGCCCGUGGCUGUUCGUUCAGCAGAUGGGAUGUCCAGCGAGAUUCGGUUUGUUCCCAGUACGAUCGAUUUUGGAACAUUGAGAGCGAUGAGAGGCCAUGCAAAAGCUAUACCGCUGGAGGAGGAGAUCAGCCCAAGAAAACAACAGAAGAAGGCAAAAGGAGUGAUUGAAGAUGUAGCUGGAGUAGUAGAGGAAGAUAAGAUCGAUGAAGAUCUGUUAGAGGAGAUGUUGGAUGCCGUUGAGUACGAGUUGGGUGUUGACGAUGGGGAUAAGGAAAAAAAGAAGAUUGCGCAAGUCCUGCCGAACGAUAAAUUUCUCAAUAGUAAAUUGAUCGAAGACAGCGCUAGUGAUGAAAAGGAUGAAGCCGAUUCGGAAUUGGACAUGUUGAUUCUGAAUAAAUCGAUCGGCGGAACCGGAAGAAGCUUCAACAUUUCAGCAACUUUUCAAAAUUUUACCAAUCGGUUCAGUAUCUUGCCAUCGAGUUCACCGGCUACUACCCUGCCAUCGGAAAUCAAAGAUCUGAAAGAGCUUCCAGAAGGAACUGCAGAAAGCACAACUGAAGCAGAACUCCCGCAAGAGAAGGGACCGUUUGGGUUUUUCAACCGCCAGAGUGACCCGUCGAACGGAGGAGGUCUUGUGAUUCAGAGGCUAAGAGUUCGACAGGGUGGAAUAGCUAUCGCAGGACCUGGAGGUGUGGCCACCGCUGGAAGUGGUGGAACAGCGAUUGUAGGCCCGAACGGUACAGCGAUCACUCAUCCACGAAGUCUAACGAUAGCUGGACCUGGCGCGAAGAUCUAUGCCGUUCCGGAAAGUGUAGACCUAGAGAAGACGAUCAAUGCGACGAAAAGAAGUUUACCCCUCGAUGCCGUACUGGUGGCUAGUGGACCCGUAGUUUACUAUAGGAAUUAGUCAGAGAUGAGUUACGGAAUGAGGGAAAACAGUGGCCAUGCUGUAUAUAUCUUUUGUAUAAAUUUCGUACGAAAACACUUGCCAUCAGUUGCGACAUUGAUUUCUUUUAAAUUAUACCGUAGAUAGGGGGAACGUCCGGGUUAGUGUUAUGUAGUCUGUUUCGUAGCAUUUGCGGAAUGAAGUCAUGCUUGAACCAAGUCCUCUAGAUUAUCACAGAUUUUGCAUUUUUUGAGAUACGUUCGUAUGUUUUAUUUUAGAUGUAAGGCGAUAGAAUAAAGAUGAUGACACUGAGUAGUAUACGAAAACCUGUAGUUUUAUUCGUAGGUCUAGAAAUUGCAUGCUAUUCUGUAGUGGUUUUAACUUUGUUACUAGCUCUAACCCUGUCAUGCGGAAGCCAUUAAGCAUCUAUGAGUGAUGUAGUUUAACCAGUUGCUAAGACUUCGUAGAUAACAGCAAGCAUCUAGUGGAGAGAUGGUUUCGGUAAUUCUAAC
Molecule: messenger RNA, 1806 nt
Organism: Topomyia yanbarensis
Lineage: Eukaryota; Metazoa; Arthropoda; Insecta; Diptera; Culicidae
Exons: 1
Coding region: 119-1315 (398 amino acids)
Source: RefSeq, a predicted model, not a curated record